AUGGCCUCCUCAAGCACGCAAAAUACAAUGCAACUCGCCGAGAUCCUCUCCGACCUAACCUCCCUCCGUGUCUGCGAUCCCACCGCAGCCCUUGCACUCGUUUCUGAGCGCCCGUCCAAGUCCCCAAACACCAAGGCAAAUCAAAAGCUGGUAGAAGAAGACGAUCCAGACUUGAAGCGUGCAAAGGAUUUGGUCGAGCUGCAUUAUUCGGUGCGGGAGGCAUAUGAGCUGUUGGGAAAGGACUUGCGCGAGGCGAGGGAGGCUGUGGAGAGGGCUGUUAGAGGAGAGACGUGA
Messenger RNA from Lindgomyces ingoldianus, 294 nucleotides. RefSeq lists its product as uncharacterized. Lineage: Eukaryota; Fungi; Ascomycota; Dothideomycetes; Pleosporales; Lindgomycetaceae. The transcript is spliced from 2 exons. The record is from RefSeq and is a predicted model, not a curated record. Bases 1 to 294 code for a protein of 97 amino acids.